Messenger RNA from Labeo rohita (rohu), 723 nucleotides. RefSeq names its product trace amine-associated receptor 13c-like. The transcript has a single exon. Gene Ontology annotation, cellular component: membrane. Gene Ontology annotation, molecular function: trace-amine receptor activity. The coding region runs from base 1 to 723 and encodes 240 amino acids. NCBI's taxonomy places the organism in Eukaryota, Metazoa, Chordata, Actinopteri, Cypriniformes, Cyprinidae. The record is from RefSeq and is a predicted model, not a curated record. Gene Ontology annotation, biological process: G protein-coupled receptor signaling pathway.
AUGUUUGACAAGAGCAUCAUGGAGGACAACAGUGAAGAAAUUCAGUAUUGCUUUCCAAACAACAAUUUAUCAUGUUUCAAAGAUGUCAAACCUGAAGUGGAGUACAUCAUUUUGUACAUGUUCAUUUCUUUAUUAUCAGUGUUUACUGUGUUUCUGAAUCUGCUGGUGAUCAUCUCUAUCUCUCACUUCAAGCAGCUGCACACUCCAACCAACCUGCUCAUUCUCUCUCUGGCUGUGGCAGAUCUGAUUGUGGGACUAAUUGUUAUACCAUUCAUGGGCAAGAAGUGUUACGGAGACUGUUCGGUUUCUUUCAAAUCUGAACAUGUUGUCACAGACCUCAUAGUCACUUUUGUUGCCCCUUCUUCUGUAAUCAUGUCUAUAUAUGUGAAAAUCUUCUGUGUUGCGAAAUAUCAGGCCAAAGUUGUAAAUUCUGUCACUGGUGUCAGCAGGUCACAAAGAAAGGCAGCAAAAACAUUGGGGAUUGUGGUAAUGGUUUACUUUAUGUGUUGGAUACCAUACUAUAUAGUCACUCUUAUUGAAGGAAAUGAGUCAACUGUUGAAUUUAAUGUUACAUGCUGGAUUUUGUACAUGAAUUCCUGUAUGAAUCCACUUAUUUAUGCACUGUUUUAUAAAUGGUUUAGAAUAUCAGCCAAACACAUAAUGACUCUAAAAAUUUUUAAACCAUCAUCAGAAUUCUUUAGUCUUUUCCCAGAGGAUAAAUGA